Messenger RNA from Frankliniella occidentalis (western flower thrips), 3818 nucleotides. RefSeq names its product single-minded homolog 2 (gene sim). The record is from RefSeq and is a predicted model, not a curated record. Gene Ontology annotation, biological process: regulation of transcription by RNA polymerase II. Gene Ontology annotation, cellular component: cytoplasm; nucleus; transcription regulator complex. Gene Ontology annotation, molecular function: protein dimerization activity; RNA polymerase II transcription regulatory region sequence-specific DNA binding; DNA-binding transcription factor activity, RNA polymerase II-specific. Lineage: Eukaryota; Metazoa; Arthropoda; Insecta; Thysanoptera; Thripidae.
CGUGCGUGAUCAGAAAUAAUAAUUAUUACAGCACUGCCGCCCCCACCCCUUCUGCUGCUGCUACUGCACCGUGCGCCGCGCCGUGCUACUGCAGCACUUUUGUUUUUUUCGGGCGCCGCACCCCACCGUCUUCAGUGUCGACGUCACGUGGACCCAGCAGGCGCCCGUUCCAAACGCGCUGGGAAUCAGUGCUUCUCCGCUUCCGGCACGUUUUAUUGGGCUUUUGGCGGCCGCUCUCGGAAGGGGAUGAAACCGUGAUCUGUUGAGGCCUUGGAGAUGCGUGGGGAGCCGCGCCCUGUCCGGUCAACCCCCGGGAGUCGUGCAUCAAGGAGCUGGGGUCGCACCUGCUGCAGACACUCGACGGCUUCAUAUUCGUGGUGGCUCCGGACGGCAAGAUCAUGUACAUCUCUGAGACGGCAUCUGUGCAUCUCGGACUUUCGCAGGUGGAGCUUACGGGCAACUCCAUGUACGAGUACAUCCACCCAGCAGACCACGACGAAAUGACAGCCGUCCUCAGCGUUCACCAGCCGCUGCAUGCUGACAACAACAGCCCUGAGCUGGAGAUUGAGAGGGCGUUCUUCCUCCGGAUGAAAUGUGUCCUCGCGAAAAGGAACGCUGGGCUCACCACCGCUGGUUACAAGGUAAUACACUGUUCUGGGUACCUGAAGGUGAAGCAGGUAGCCACGAGCACGUCUCCCUACGAAGCAUGCUACCAGAACGUGGGUUUGGUCGCGGUUGGGCACUCGCUGCCGCCAUCUGCUAUCACCGAGAUCAAGCUGCACUCCAACAUGUUCAUGUUCAGAGCUUCGCUGGACCUCAAGCUCAUCUUCCUCGAUGCAAGGGUUUCUCAACUCACAGGCUACGAGCCACAGGACCUCAUCGAGAAGACGCUGUAUCAAUAUAUCCAUGGCUGUGACAUAAUGCAUAUGAGAUUUUCACAUCAUACAUUACUCUUCAAGGGCCAGGUGACGACCAAGUACUUCCGGUUUCUAACUAAAGGUGGCGGCUGGGUGUGGAUGCAGAGCUACGCGACCAUCGUGCACAAUUCGAGAUCAUCGCGACCGCACUGUAUUGUGUCGGUCAAUUAUGUUCUCAGCGAGUCGGAGGCUACAGACCUGGUGAUGAACAUGGAGCAGAUCCGCGGCCCGGUGGCGCCCGUGGGCCCAACGACGUCCUCCGCGGCCCGCGAAGUCGUCGAGCCGCCAGUGUGCCUGCCGGUGGUGACCCCGGUGACGGCGCCGUCCUCUCUGUCCUCCAGCGGUACCGGCGGCGACUCGCAGGCCGUUUCCUCGCAGGCGUCGCAGGCGGCGUCGUCCCCACUCUCGCAGGGCUCUUCGCCGCAGCCCCCAGAGCACAUGAGCGUGAACCCCCUGGUGCGGCCCGCCCCCGGUUCGCCGGCGUGCCCGCGGCCAGCCAAGUUUGCCCGGCUCGACGUCUCGGCCUCCGCUGUCCCCUCGGCCGCCGUCGCCCCCACCCCGGUGACCCUCCUCACCCACGUGCAGGCCGAGCCCCCGCACGCGCCACCCCUCGCGCCGCAGCAGCCGGCCAGCCUCCCGGGCGACGACGAGUACAGCGACAGCUCCGUUGGGCUCAGCGGCGGCCAGGGCGCCGCGCUCUCGUACUUCAUACCGUACGAGGACACCGUCAGCAGCAGCGGACCCCCGCCCCCUUCCUAUUCGUACCACCACGAGCUGAGCUGUUGGUACCCAGACCAGGGGGAACUGGCAAUGACCCCCGGGACCCUGCAGCCUUUACCGCUGCCUCAGCAGCACCCGCAGCAGCGCCCUUACAGCUCCUCCUCCAGCUCGUGCUCGUCCACGGAGAGCGACCACCAGCAGGCCGCCGCUUCGGCACCGGCGGUGCCGCACAUCACCGCCCUCCCGUACGCCUCGGACCAACACCAAACCUUCGCCGGUCUGCCUUGCCACUUCACCACAAACAACAACGACCACAACACCAGCAACAACAACAUCAUGUCCCCGACGCUCCAACAUCACCAGCAGCACCACAACCACCACCACCACCACAACCACCACACGACUACUUCCCCGCACCACCACCAUCUCCACCAUCACCACCACCAUCUGGAUGUCGGGGUAGGCGUUGGGGUCGGAGUGGGCCUCACUUCAAGCGGGCACCAAGACUAUCAGGACUACACCAAGAACGCCCUGCACCACCAGCCACCGGGCUACACUAGCGUAAUCGUAGACGCACAGCAGUACGUCAACGAGUACGUGCACUAGAACGCUCUGGGCGUACCCCACAAACUCUUGACAAUAAUUUUAUUUCAAAAUUUAUGUUGAUGGUUUUGGCGAGAUUGGUGUGAGGUCCAACUGAUGAUGACUGGCGAGUUGUGUCGAUCUGCGCUUUCUAGUCCUGGGUGAUGUGUUGAUGUCGGCUGUCAGGGUGACUGUGUCGGCUGCGCCUCGCCAUCCAGCACGCGAAGCCUUGCACCACCCUGCAUAUCAAACUCAUUAUCAAUAAGAAGCUUGACCAUUGGUGGGUGCCGGCCAUGAGGUGUCCGUGCAGCAUGUAUGAGGAAUGGGUAUGGAAGACACAAGUUUGGAAUAACAUGAGUUUCCAUGCUCUUGUCUCAUAUUUUGUCGGAUUGACUUUCUUGUAGGCCCGCCUUCACGACAUUGGUUUUAAAGCAGUGAUAUAACUUAGUUAUUAAUAAAAUAGGUGAAUAAUUUUAUUUCUUUCUUAUUUUAAAAGAAAAGACAUGUGAUGUUUUGCGCCCGAGACGUACUAUUCAACAAAUAAAUGGUCCGGCGCAUUUUUAUGGGUAAAAACGCUCCCUUAGGCCCUAUUGACUGGAAGAACCUCGUAUCUAUGGUACUUACAUCACCCGAAAACAUGCUUGUAUUUAAAUCACCAUCAUUUUGAUGACAGCUGAGCCUGGAGCUCAUAAGUGAAAUUGUUAAAAUGGAAUACUGCUGCAUCUACACCAGAACCUGGAGAUCAGCAACAUUUUUUUUAUCUUCCUGAUAGAAAAUGCAUCAGUAUUUUUCAUUGUACAGUUCCCUCCAACCAAGAACGUAUCAUGUAUCAUCUACUUCAUAUCAAAAAAGUACCUGAAAAGUGAAAAAAAUGUUCAUCUCUGGAUAAACUGUAAAUCAGAAAAAAAUCUACAUCAUAGAUAAACAGUACCUUUUGGAUCCUGUAACAUAUCUUUCAAGCUGUUAGCAGGUGUUGUUAGUUGGCGAGUGUGUCUUUGCAUUUUACGUACUUUAGUUUUAAUUAGUAUAUUAACCAAUUGUAACCAAAGAAGUGGCACCUCAUUCAAAAUUGCAGGUUUGCACAUUUUAGCAAUUGCAAAGAAUGUUGGUUAAUUUAUCACUCGUCCAGUUGCAAAUGUCAGUCAUUAUUUGAGUCCAUUGUGGAAUUUUCGUUUGACCUUAAUUUAAUUUUCAGCAUAGAAAAGGAAAUCCUACAGGUUUGUCUUAAUUACAAUUCUCUUUGAAAAAGGGAUGAUGUACUCAUUGAUGAGGUAAAGAAAAUCAAUUGUUUGUUUCCAUGAAUUUAAAUGAGUUUUCCACAAUUUGACAGCAUUCUAUAUCAAAGAAACACAAACAUCUUAGUCAUUAUUUUUUUUUGUUCGCGUGUUAUAACGUGCCAUUGUGAAGAUAAUUAAAAUACCCAUCACUAUGUUGAUAUUGAGAUUAUGUUUCUGUAAAUAUUUGCCAAAUGAAAUGAGUGUAUUUCAUGUACAUAAAAUAAUGUAUUCUGAUUAGAGUGUACAUUUUGUAUUGUUCAAAGUUAUUAAGAUUUUAAAGAAUGUGAUAUAUACAUUACAAUAUUAUGUCUUCCAUUUUAAA